AUGGGCCAAAGUCGCCCGAGUGUCUGCAGCUGCCACUGCUGCCACACCAAAUCGGCGCUGGAGCCAAUAGGUGCGCACAAUGGUGAUGAGGUGUCGCUGAUGUCCAUCGGCAAAGCCAAGCAGGCCUCUGAGGAUGUGAAAAUCUUUCCCGAGCUUCCAGAGUGGCUUCAUCAGAUUGCACCCACGGCCGAGGGCGAGGAGGCAUUGCUUCUGGCUUCGGCGUGGAGCCAGUAUCAUGAGGAGCUGACCCAGCGCGUGCGGCGCUUCGUGGAUUCCGCUCUUCGUGGCGUAGCCUGUCGGGUUGCUGAGGUUGCAGGUCCGGGGAGCAAGUGCGCGGGAGCCACGUUCUUCCUGGAUCCCGGGUUGACAACUCUGACACUUCAGGACCGCCUCGAGAACGGCGUUCUUCGCAAGCGCCACUUUUGGCUGGCCGACCUAAGGAACUUGCUGGUGUGUGCUGACAGUGAGCUGGCACGACGCACGCACAGAACGCUGUCGCCCUAUGCAGUUCCAGAGGAGGCGCUCUUAGCCUGCCUCGUCCUGCUGGACGGCGCGGCCGCGCCGGCGGCCGUGGUUUUACCCUCCGCGGAGGCUCGAGAAGAGUUUCUGGAUUGCCUGGGCGUGCUGAUCGCCGCGCACCGACAGCGACAGGAGACGGUUGCAGAGCAGCUUCCUGUUUGGCUACCUCAGCCUGAAGCCGCAGGUCUGCGUCCGCCGAACUUUUCGCUUCGAUCAGGCCACCUGAGUGGCGCUUUGGCUGCGUGGCUAGGUUCCUGCGCGCCGCUGCCGCCUCUCCAACCGCCUGAGGUUUCGGCGGCCCCUCCGCGUCGCCGACACUCCGAGGAUGCUGCCAUUGGGGCCAAGGCUUCCGCCAAGAGCCGCCUUCGGACACGCUCCCAAUCGGUCUACACUGCGUGGCCGGGUAGAAGCAGCGAAGAGGAGGCGCUGGAGUGGCCCGUGCCCAGCAAAGAGUAG
Symbiodinium sp. CCMP2592 is the source of this 975-nucleotide messenger RNA. The record is from the annotation of a GenBank genome assembly. NCBI's taxonomy places the organism in Eukaryota, Dinophyceae, Suessiales, Symbiodiniaceae.